AGGAAAUACCCAUAUGAACAGCUCAAACAAAAUGGCAGACACAGAAACAAAAACUAUAUUAGGACUGUAUCGUUACAUGUGUCAGAACAAAGUGGGUUCGGAGAAUCAUGUGAAAAAUUUGAGACUGAUGAAUACUGCCAGGGAUAAUAUGACAAGCGGCAAAUUUUAUUCCAAAAUCACAAGUGGAAGUAUUGGAGAAGGACUUGAGAUGAGAGGAACUGAUUUGGAUAUAAUGUAUUUAUAUAAAAUCUUUGAAGUUUACGAAAACAUUAAAACAGUUUACAAUUCAAAUGUUAUUUAUUUGUCAAUGGAGACAGAUGACGUAAAAGUUGGUUUCACUCAGUUGAAAGUAGAGCAAAUUAUUCCUAAAUCUCUAUGUAAAUUAUCUAGGGAAUAUAAUGGAAAACAUUAUUUCUCAAUCGCAAUAUAUAAACAAGAGUUCAUGGAUCAUACAGAUAAUGUAUUUCAUGGACCAUGUAUAUCUGACAAAGACGGAACGUUUGACUAUUGCCUUUGUUUACAUUGUACAACAUGGGUAUCACAAGCAUCACAGUGGAUAACAAGAUCAAAUAACUCAUGGCCAAGUUAUAAUGUUAAACUAAGUAUUGUAAAACACGGAGUACUUUUUGUACCAAUCGGAGUUAAGGGAUCGCCAAAAGAGGAUAUAGAAUGGCGAAUUUCUUUUUCUGUUGGUGAAAAAUUUCUAAUAAAUACUUUUACGCACACUCAAUUAAUAUGUUAUGCCCUACUGAAAAUUCUUUUGAAAGAUGUAAUAGCAAACUACACCGAAUGUGAAAAUUUACUAUGUUCAUAUUUCUUGAAAACAAUUAUUUUCUGGAUAUCAGAAGAAUUACCACAAUCAAUAUGAAAACCUGAAAAUCUUAUACAUUGUUUCAUGCGAUGUUUUAGCAGACUUAUAUACAAUGUUGAUUAUUCAGUUUGUUUACAUUAUUUCAUACCAGAGAACAACAUGUUUGAAAACAAAAUAGAGGGACGCACUCGUGAAAUACUGUUAGAAAAACUUAAUAACCUGCAUAGUUACGGAUGGCGAUGCAUCUUAUUUUCGGAUCAAGUAUCCAACUUUCAUGUAUCAAUGUAUAAUAUUAACAUAGAACCAUAUAUCUUGCAUACUAGCGCGGUUGAAAAAACACUGAAUUCCUUAUUAUUAUUAUUGAUGUCCUUUGGUGUAAUAGAUCAAAGUGAAUUGAAAUGGAAUGCAUACAACAGAGGAAUAAAUCAAAUUGUUUCCUGUGACAAAUCCUUUGUAUACUAUAUGUCAAUGAUGGGUGCCUCAUUUGCGUGGUCUUUAUCAUUAGACAAUACAAAAAGUAAUAAUAAACACCAAUACAAACAGUACAAAUCUUGUCUUUGUACUCUGCUACAGCAUAUUCAUCAUGACGCUGUAUCUGGAUGGCUGAUGUUAGCAUCGUUUUUCUAUAAGUCUAAACAAUAUAGUAAUGCUUUACACAUCAUCGCAUAUUCUAUAUCGAAAUGUACUCCCGAAAAAAUACACCGCUUUAUGGAUAUAUCGGAUAUUCAUGUCCGAUUGCCCGAUUUGCAAGUAUUCAAAAGAAAAAGUAUAUUACAAAUGUGGAAAAUAAUACUUGUAGAUUUUAUGAUAUUUCGAAAAAGUUCAUGGCUAAUACCAUAUGAGCUACAAAUGGAAGUAGAAAAUAAUCACUAUUGCAUUUCCUCUAUAGUUUAUGCUUAUUUUCUAAAAAUUUUAUGUCAUUAUCAUCUCCAUAAUGUCAGACAAUGUCAGGAUUGCCUUCACACUUUACAACUUGUUAUAGCAGAAAACUAUUUUAUUGAAAAUAAUAGAGCUUUUCUCUCUAUAGCCUACACAGUUCUUGGCAUUGCUUCACAGUUAUUAGGACACAUUGAACCCGCCCGACAAGCAUUUAUGCAGUGACAUGAAAUAUACCCUAAUUGCAGACAUAAUACUUCUGUAAAGAGACUUUCGUUAAUGGACCCAUUGUAAUGUUUAUGCAUUAAGUUUAACUACUAGUAUCAUCAGGACAGACUUAUUACAGACUACUGGUACUUUGCUGAAGUAGAAUUUGUGUUUUCUAGCAAUGUUCACGUUUUUAAUAAAUCCAUUUAAUGAUAUGAAAUGCAAUGAUAAUAGGGCUGGCAAAGUACUGGCGUUGCAGAAAAAACUAAUUUUAGAAGCUUACUUUGAAAUAUAAUCGUUAAAAUUCUAACGGUUGUGGGUCGCUAUAGAUAGAUUUAUUUAAAUUAUUUAAUUAUUUAAUUUUUAGUUAAAAAAUACUUGUUAGAGUUAUUAUUCUAUUCGUAUGCCGAUUUUUUAUUUACACAUUUUGGUGAAGUAGCAAUUCUUUUAUUUAAUUAUUUGAACUACUGUGAAAUGCAAUGAUAAAAGGGCAUUUUAUCAUAUGAGAAUUUGUCAUUGAUAAAUCUUAGUGCGAUAACAAACUUCUCAAUACGCAUUCUUCAAAAUAUAUGCCUCUUUUUGGACGAAUCAGAUAGCUCGGUUAAGUUUCAUGGAAUGGUAAGCUGGUGCAGUGAAUGUCUUUUGGAAAUCACUCCCAGCUCAGGUGCGUAGACGUAUGAAGGAAAAGAGGGACCUUUCAACCAUGGGCAGUUUUUAAAAGUGUUAUUCAGAGAGAAAUCGCGCCCAAAUUUUGUUCUACAUUCAGUGUAUUUAAGAAAAUGUUUAUUAUGAUAUUUUCUAUAUAAGAAAUACCCUUCAAGUUUAUUGUAUAAUUUGGUUGGGUUUGCACUGAGUUAUUAGCAAAUAUUUUUGUCAUUUACCUAUUGAGGCAUUGUUUAUUUGGAAAUGGUUCGCUGGUAACUGAGUAAAUACUGAGAUGAGUUUAAAUGUGUUUAUGAAACAGUGUAAUAAAUUUAUGAACUUACAGGAAUUAAAGUGUUAAAAAUGAAUUUUAAAUGCAGACCAUGAGCACAAUGCCAGAGAGAUUUAAGAGAAAAUUGCAGGUGUCGCAUACUGAAACUUGUUGGCAGGGAAUUAUUUGAGACCAUGCUAAACUAUAGACAGCUGGUGAUUUGUCAGUGCAUUUAUACGACACUUGAAGUCAUGAGACGUUGCAACUUAAAUUAAAGCUGUGUAACAAUGUCUUUAUUAGUCUUGUUUUUGUUUAAUAAAAAAAUGUGUUUUA
Mytilus californianus (California mussel) is the source of this 3140-nucleotide messenger RNA. RefSeq lists its product as uncharacterized. The transcript has 2 exons. Bases 896 to 1912 code for a protein of 338 amino acids. The record is from RefSeq and is a predicted model, not a curated record. NCBI's taxonomy places the organism in Eukaryota, Metazoa, Mollusca, Bivalvia, Mytilida, Mytilidae.